AUGGGAGCCGAACUCAAGAUUGCGUACGAAGGUGGCAAAGCCAAAGGAGCCGCGUACCAUUUCGUGGACAACUCGGCUUCAACCGUGGCUUACAAGCGCGCCAAGGACGCGUGCAACGCCGUCAAGAACGAAAAAGUGGACUUUGCCGUGCUGCCCAUCGAGACAUCUACACGCGGCAGUAUCCACGCCAACUACGAUCUACUGCUCCAGUACGACCUGCAUAUUGUGGGCGAGUACGAUUUGCAGGAGUUCCCCACUCCGGUGCAUAAGGCCGACCUCGUUUCUUACACGCGGUACCUGUUGCUGUCCAAGAAAGAGGAUCUAGCAUUGGAUGUGAAAACCAACGACGUAGACUUCAAGACAUCUUUGGUGUUUGGUUUCAAGAACAGCUCGACGAGAGGAAUGCUCAGCCGCGCGCUCACGGUCUUUUUGCAACGUCAGUUGGAUCUGAUCAAGAUUGAGAGUCGUCCGUGGAACGGCCAGACACCGCACCAGCACGACAAAGAAGCAGUAGACUCCUCUGGAUACAAGUAUCUGUUCUACGUGGACGUGCAAGGUCAUUUCACGGACACGAACAUGGCUGCAGCAAUUCGACGAAUCAGCGAAAUCUGUUCAUUCGUGCGCGUCCUGGGGUCCUACGCGACGUCGCAGUACAAGAAGACCGUGACAGCGGCGGAGCUGUCCCGCAAGACCGGACGCCUCGAUACCGGCACUUGUAUCACCAUGGUCGACAAGUACCCGCUGAACCCUAUAUUCCAGAAGGUGGUGGUUGCCAAAACUGUGCUGAUCCAUGGCCAGACCAAGCAAAUGGAAGCUGAGGGUAAGCAGGUUUGGUCCCUGUGUGUCGGCGAGCCUGACUACAACCCCCAUGAGCGCGUGCUAGCUGCGGGUGCCAAGGCUAUGAUCGAGGGCAGAGUGAAGUACGCGCACAUGAAAGGCCUGGUGGAACUGCGCAGCCUUAUCUCGACGUACCUAGAGAAAGCCAAGGGUCUCAAGUAUGAUCCAGCCACGGAGGUGUUGGUAUCCAACGGUGCGCAGCAGUCGGUAUACCAGGCGCUGUACACCAUAUGCCGGCCCGGUCAGAAGGUGAUCAUCCCGACACCGUACUGGCUCAAUUACCCGGAGAUCGUCAAGCUCGUAUACGCCGAGCCGAUUUCACUGCGUACAACGCUCGAGGAAAAUUACCUGAUCAACCCGGUGGAGCUGGAGAAGACGCUGACGGCGCACCCAGACGCCAAAGCCAUCAUCCUUUGCAACCCGAGUAACCCUGCCGGUACAUUACACAGCCCUGAGCAUCUGGAGAGGAUUGCUGCUGUGUUGCGCAAGCCGCAGUUCCGUCACGUAGUUGUUGUGUCGGACGAAAUCUACGAACAGCUACUGUACCAAGACGAGGGUGUUCCGGAACGCAAGCACGUAAGCUUCGCCACUUUGCCUGGCAUGUACGAGCGAACUCUGUUAGUAAAUGGAUUUUCGAAGGCGUAUGCCAUGACUGGUAUGCGUGUGGGCUACCUAGCGGCACCCAAGCAUUACAUCGAUCCGUGCACGCUGCUUCAGGCGCAAUUGACGUCAUGCACGAAUACCGUGGGACAAGUGGCUGCUGUCGAGGCGCUGACGUACGAGUUGGAGUGCAUGGAGAAGGGUGAGCGCUGCACGACAGAGGUGAUGAAGAACCUGGACACAAAGCGCCGCUAUAUCGUCAAGCGACUGACCGCCAUGCCAAACGUGCGCUUUGCGUACCCGACAUCGGCGUUCUAUGUGUUCCUCGACUUAUCGAUUUACUUCAUGGGAAAGAAGAAGAUCACUGCUGACACGAGCGUGUCGCUCGCUAGCGUCGACGAAUUCUGUGAGUACCUGCUGCAGGAAUCGCACAUUGCUGUGGUGCCUGGCUCGGAGUUUGGUGACGAGUUCGGCAUGCGCAUUUCGUACGCAAGCUCAAUGGAGACAAUCAAACAUGCGAUGGAUGGUAUGGAGAACUUGCUGAAGUCUCUGAUCGUUGAGUAG
Messenger RNA from Peronospora farinosa, 2001 nucleotides. The record is from the annotation of a GenBank genome assembly. Lineage: Eukaryota; Oomycota; Peronosporomycetes; Peronosporales; Peronosporaceae.